UAAUAUGAUAUCCAUUUUUUAUAUUUGAUCGACUUUUAUUACUAUAUUAAUUUCGCAACAAUAAUUCUUUUGAACUAAUUAAAAAUAACACGACAUUAGAUCAUUAAUUGUGUUUACAGUAGUUGCCUUUGAGUACACAUUGUUUACAUCUGUUCGUACAAUAGCCGUCAAGUUUUCCAUUCGCUAUUAGGCACAUAAUAUCUUGUCAUCGUAUGAAUAAUGAAAAAUAUUCUUAGACGUUUGAAAUUUUAUUGAUGUUGUAAGUCGAUUAUUUUCUACUAAUUGGUGUUAAGUUUCGUUUUCACAUUGGCGUUGAGCAAUCUGUACAAUGAUUUCUGAAGGGACACAUUAUAUAAAACGAAGAGUUAGAUCUGGAGCUGUAGAUGCACAUCCAACAGAACCUGCCAUUGUAGUAAAUUAUGAAUUGGACGCAUUUGUCCUUGGUGAAAAUGGAGAACCUGUAAUAGGUGAUCAUAAGGAAUGUCAAAAAGUAAUACAUUUAAAAAGUUUGAAUAGUAAUACAGAUUGUAGAGCAUUAGCAAAAGAAGUAAUACAUAAAUGUAACUUAAUACACGAAACAAAACUAUAUGAUGUAGAGCAUUUAAUUUAUUAUUUGCAAACUCGUUCAACUGCAAAUAAUAAAAUUAAAGAAGAUAAAAAUCAAUUGGGAUUGGAAAAUAGUCCAUCUAGUAUAUAUCAUAUAUGUGGUUUGAUGCCCGAAGAUAAAGCUAGUUUGGCUAAAAUUGAUGAAUAUAUUGAAAUGUUGUAUGAUGAUAUGCCUCAAAAGGUACGUGGCUCUGGAUUCAUACUAAAAGUAACCUGUGAUAAAGAUAACCUUGAAGAACUUUCAUCAUCAGAGCCAACCAUGAGUGCUUUAGCAAGAGUUCUCCGAGAAGAAUAUCGCAAGAGCUUUGAACUGAGUUCAAAUAUAAUCAAUAUAUUUCUUUGUUUUUCUGCAUAUAAAAUAUUUCAUAAAAUGCUUAUUGAUCACAAAAUUUGCUUGCUCUGUGUUGAAGUACUAGAAUAUGAAUUAAAUCGUUAUAAUAAGCUUAAAAGUCAAAUAGUAAGUGCUCCUCGUGAAUCUAAACAAUCAAAAGUGCCAACACCUUCUAAAUUGCCUGUUCCUCGAAGUGCUCCUAUAACAUCUAAAAUUAUUCGAAGCCAAAUACCUAUUAGUGCUAAUACUAAUAGUGACAGCCGAAGGCAUUCAGCAUCUUUUGAAAAUGUAAAACAAACUGUAAAAGAUAAGACACAAAAAUCUUUAGACACAAAUAGUAUAAAAACAGGAAUGAUAGCUAGAAGCCCGGAUGAAUUAGCAAUACAUCAACUGAGAAGAAAUUUAUUCAAGUUGGGAAAGAAUCAGGAUCAAGCAUUAAAAGGUGCUGUUGAACUAAUAUAUAACUUGACAAUUGACAAAACUAUGGAAGAAAAAGUUGUUCGCAAAGGCAUUAUUAAGUUGUUAUGUCUUCUAUUGGAUAGGACCAGUACUGAUUUACUUUUAAUGAGCAUUAAAUUACUUAUUCAACUAUCAGUUUAUAAAGAACAUGUAGAUAAAAUGAAAAAAUAUUCAGUAGUUGAAAAAUUACCCAAAAUGUUCAUGAUGAAGAAUCCCAGUUUGGAAAAUUAUGCUAUUAAAUUUUUGUACAAUUUAUCAUUUGAUGUAACUCUUAGUGAUGAGAUUUUAAAAGUUGGACUUUUACCAAAAAUAACGGAUUUAAUAGGCACAGAAGAAAAUAGUGAAUUGGUAUGCAGGCUAUGUUAUCAUUGCAGCAUGGAUGAUCGAUCGCGAGCCUUAUUUUCACAUACAAAUUGCUUAUCAAAGAUUGCAGAGUUAUUAUUAAAAUUUAAUCAGUACAAUUUAAUAUUGGCUGCAUUAUGUACAAAUUUAACUUUAAAUGAAAGAAAUUCACAACUGUUAAUUGCAAAGCAAGGUUUGAAACCUUUUGUUCAGUUAGCUAUUGAUACAUCAGAUUUAAUGUAUUUUAAAAUCCUGCAUAACAUGUCUAGUCAUGAGUCUUUAAAACCUCAAUUUGUAGAACUUAUUGGUCAUUUUGCUCAUUUAGUUACUAUAUUAAAAGAUAUCGAAUGCAUAAUUGAAUGUGUUGGAAUUAUAGCCAAUGUAAAUGUUCCAGAAGUAGAUUUUAAAGAACUUUUGGAGUCAAAUAAUUUAAUUUCAUGGAUGGUACAAUUUGUGAACAAUGCAUGUAAACCAAAUCAAACAGUAACAGAUGCAAGAUUAUUGAUAGAAGUUAUAAAACUCUUGGGGACAGUAUCAAAGGAUGAAAACUGUGGUGAAUUACUUUAUGAACAUGGAACAAUUCAACAAGUUAUCAAUUUAUUAAAAAAUCAAAAGGGUGAUGAUGAAUUAGCUAUACAAAUAAUGUACCUUCUAUAUCAAUUAAUGUGUCAUCCAAUUACUGGAGAUUACAUUAUACAAAAUACAGAAUGUCCAAUUUAUAUAAUUGGUUUAAUGCAUGACCCAAAUAUUCGAGUUCGUAAAAUGAGCAACUACUGUCUUGAUAUUAUUAAGGAAUUUGAUGAAACAUGGACCAAAAAAAUAAGAGCUGCAAAGUUUUGUUGGUUUAACGCCUAUUGGUUAAAUAUGAUGAAAAAUGAAAGUGAUGUGCCAUGUACAAAACCUAAAUAUGAUCCUAGUAAUGAAAUAAAUGUGUAUAGUUAUGGACAUCAAGCAAUAUUAAUGCCUGAAGAUGAUUUUAUGUAUGACAAAGAUGAUAAUAUUGAAAUAAUGUCAACAAAAUCACACACUAAUAGUAGUCGGCCAGAAAGCAGAAAUCUGGAAGAUAGAUUCGACUACGAACUUGAUGCAUUUAAUGAAGAGCCAUACAACAUUGAUAGUUAUGAUGAUGAUAUUACGAGUAUAGGUGGACAUUUGAUGCAAAAAUUUACUAACAACAUAAUUCAUUUUACAGAAUAAUUUUCUUUUUUAAUUUAUUUUGUUAUAUUACCACAUUUUAAAUUAACAACAUUAACCAUCUAAAUAAGAAAAUAAAUCUUAAAAGUAACUACUUAAUAUGUUAUUUUAUAUUAUUUUACUUAAAUCAAUAUAUUAUAUAUAAUAGAAUAAUUACUACAGAAAAUAAUAAUUUUCUUUUAUUACUAAUAUUAUACAUAUUAUGAUUUUAAGAUCUUUGAAUUAGUAGAAGAAUACCAUUAAUUUAUUAAGUACAGUAGUGUUGAUAUCUGACCAGUCAUUUUUAUUACUCAUGCUAAUCAUUAAUAUUAUAAAUUUGAGAUAAAUAUUAUAAUAAAAUGAUACUAUUAUUAACUAUAAUUUAUAAUAGAAGUUAAAUUAGUAGUUUUGUUACUGAAUUCUUAGUUCUUACUAUUAAACAGCAUAAAAGAUUAAAUAGCUUCAAAAAGCUUAAUGGUAGUGAGCAAAAAUUUAAUUUUUAUAAAAAAAAAAUACAUAUUUUAUUUUUCUAUCCAUAUUUUAUAAUUUGAGUAUAUUAAUCAACAUAACUUCAAAACAUUGUCAGAAAUAUUAACAUUUACAAUACACACAAAGUAUAUAAUUAUUAUUUUCAUUUAAAAUUUAAAAUAGAUAAUUACCAUUUUUAUUUGAUAGACCUAGUAUGAUAUGGGUUUAUAUUUUAUAGAUCCCUCCACUGAUUUAAUUUUGCAGUUUUGUGACCUAAUCUAACACUAUUAUAAUAAAUUUCUACAUUUUAAAAAUACAUUUAACUCACAUUUAUAAACACAAAUAGUUUUUUAUCAUAUCCACAAGUAUUUAAAACAAAAUUAAUUCAUAAUAUUUAUUUGAAUAUUCAUGAUCUCAACAUAAAUUAUUGCCAGCCUUAUUUGUACUAUUAUUUUAGAAUAUGUUUUUCUUUUUAUAUUCUUGAUAUCUUAUCAAAUUAGUAAGAAUAUUUUUUAUUAUCUGUGUUUUACAAUAAGCUAUUAUACUUACUAGUAAUUAUUUAUAUAAAUACUAAUUUUAUUUCCAUUCUUAAAAUUAUACAAGAAACCAAAGAAAAUGUAUUUUUGUUAUUUUUUGUUUAAGUUUAUUUUAAUUAAAACAUGAGUUAACCAAUAAUUGAACUUAAAUAUUCACAGUAUUAUUAUAAUUAACUAGAGUACCUACUUUUUUUGUAUACUUGCUUGAAGAAUUUUGUUUUUAUUUUGUUUUUAUAUUAUUUUAUAUAAGUAAUAGAAUAUUUAUAAUUGUAAUUAUUAUUAUUAUUUUGUUUGAUAUUUUAUUAAUUGUGAUCUAUUGCUCUUUUAACAUUUGUAUGACAUAAACAUUUUUGAAAAAGAAUUUAAAAAUAACUUCUUUGUUUUAUAGUAGCUAGAGUACAUAACAUCUAUAUUUGUUUUAUAAAAAAUUUAUUUGGCUUAUUAAUUAUUUAACUUAUUUAUUAUUUAACUUAUUUAUUAUUUUACAUAACAUUUGUUUUUACACUAUCUAUUCUCAAUUAUACAACAUCAUAACUCAUAAUUUGUUUCAUUAAAAUUAGUUAAAACAUUUACGCAUAAAAUUAGUAAACCUAAGCAUUAUAAUUGUUUUCUUGCAGGCUGUCUAAAUAUUUAAGCAAAUAAGUUUGAAUCCAUUUGUGUAAGGUAUAAUAUGUAUUUUAUUGAACAGUGGUGUACAAUUAAAUUUGUAUAAAAAUGA
This is a messenger RNA of Aphis gossypii (cotton aphid), 4633 nucleotides long. It is a transcript of the gene Kap3, whose product is annotated as kinesin-associated protein 3. Gene Ontology annotation, cellular component: axoneme; ciliary transition zone; kinesin II complex. Gene Ontology annotation, biological process: microtubule-based movement; cilium organization. The transcript is spliced from 18 exons. Lineage: Eukaryota; Metazoa; Arthropoda; Insecta; Hemiptera; Aphididae. The coding region runs from base 329 to 2935 and encodes 868 amino acids. Gene Ontology annotation, molecular function: kinesin binding. The record is from RefSeq and is a predicted model, not a curated record.